CCCACCAAAAAAAAAAAAAACCAAUGUUUAUAAAAAAAGCAAACAAAAAGUAAAAGAAGAAAGCAAAGCAUUGGUUCCUGUUAUUUGCUGUUUGGAUCUUUUCUCUUGGAUUUUACUCUCCUCAUUUUGAUACCCCAACCCAACAACAAAAAUAACUUUCUUUCUCAACCUCUUUUUUUAUAAUCAAAAAUUUUCUCUCUUACCAAACAAAAAAACAAAAUAACAAAAUUAUAUAUAUUCAUUUAGUCAAAUUCUCUAAAACCCCACUUCACCAUUUCCUACAUAAACCCUGAAACGUAUAACUCUCACCCAUAUAUACCCAAUAGCCCUCUCUCUCUCUCUCUCUCUCUCUCUCUCUCUCUCUCGCUAACUUUCUUUCUCCGCUUCUCAAAAACCAUGCCGCAGCAAAACAGAGCAGAAGAUCAAAAAGAAAAAAGGCCCAGAUUCUGCAUCAACGACCACAUUGACAUCCUCAUAGAAAUCCUUAAACGCCUCGACGGACCGUCACUCGGAGCCGCAGCGUGUGUCUGCCGGCUCUGGUGCGCCAUAACCAGAAACGACUCGCUCUGGGAGCACCUCUGCUUCCGCCACGUGUCGUCUCCACCUCCUUCGUCCGUCCGGCCGGUGGUGGUGGCGCUGGGAGGUUACAAAAGGCUCUACAUGGUCUGCGUCCGGCAGGUGCUGAGUCGACUUGGCCACUCGGACCUGGUCAGGCGGGUUUGGACUGGAGACGAGGUUCAGCUCUCGCUCUCUCUGUUCUGCGUUGAUUACUAUGAGAGGCUCGGAAGUGGAAGUGGAAGGCUUGGUGGUGGUGAUGCGUCCGCAUCGUCUCUCAUGUUCCUCUGCAAGCCCGUGAACGUCUGAUUUGUUUACUUGUUUUUAAUUUUGACUUUGACUGAAACAAAACGAAGAAGGAUUUGAUAGCGGUUUGUAGCAAUGGUUGCUGUGGGUACUAGUUUAGUCUAUUAUAUUUAUACAUCAAAUAUUCUAAAAAAAAAGUAAAAAUAAAUCAAAAAAUUAUUUUUUUAAUUUUUUUAUUUGAUUUUUUUGAGGGAAAAAAAAAAAAAAAAAAGGUAAGCAUGCAUGGGUUUCGUUUGUAAUAUUUUAUUGAGAAAUUGUACUAUUACUUUAUUUA
This is a messenger RNA of Ziziphus jujuba (common jujube), 1135 nucleotides long. RefSeq names its product F-box protein SNE. Lineage: Eukaryota; Viridiplantae; Streptophyta; Magnoliopsida; Rosales; Rhamnaceae. Gene Ontology annotation, biological process: regulation of gibberellic acid mediated signaling pathway; gibberellic acid mediated signaling pathway. Gene Ontology annotation, cellular component: SCF ubiquitin ligase complex. Gene Ontology annotation, molecular function: protein binding. The transcript has a single exon. The record is from RefSeq and is a predicted model, not a curated record. The coding region runs from base 397 to 864 and encodes 155 amino acids.